AUCACUGAUACAGCUUAAUAGAGUGGAUGUAAUGAUCACCCUUGUCCUGUAUAACAAAACAUCUGUUGGUUAAUAGGAGUCAGGACUACUGUUGAUUUUCAGUAAGAAAUCAUUCUAUUUGUUGUAGGGAUUCUCCAAUCAGAUGAUGUCUAAUAUCUUUCUCACGAAUUCGUGAGAAAUGUGGAUAACAUGCAUCUUGUAAUUGUGUGCCUCUGCAUUCACAGUACCAAAACUGAGUGCUAUGUUUUCCAAAAUUUUCGUCAUAUGUGUGCAAAGUUACAAUUUUCCGGAAAGUCCUUUUUUCUCGCGGUAUGAUGGCUUGGAUUACUCUCCAGACUCAUUCAGUAAUCAACAUAAAAGGACACGUCGCAGCACCUCAAAAACAAACAUACUUUUGCCAAUAAACGCAUUCGGGAAAAUUUUUCAACUCGUUUUAUCUCCUGACUAUGAUGUAGUUCAUCCGAAUGCCAAGUUGAUUGUUGGUGGUCGAGAAUGGACUGGUGGUCUUCCAGCUGUUUCUGAUCAUGUUGUCCGGGGAUAUGUUGACGGAUUCACACACAGUGUUGUUUUUGGAAGUGUAAUAGACGGAGUGUUUCGGGAAUCUUAUGAUACCUAUUUUAUUGAACCCUCGGGAUAUUAUUUUAACAAAGAUUUUCCGUUCCAUUCUGUUAUAUAUAAUUCGUUGGAUGUCAAGAUCCCUACUGUUGGUCAGAGUCGUAUGCGUCGUGCAGUUCAAGAGAUGGACCUUAAGUUUUGCGGAUUAUCAUACCCUAAUAUUGUUCAGGAAAUGAGUAAAACAAAUAUUGAGGAUCGUGAAAAGCAUGGAAAUACCGUCUUCAGGUCAAGUAGUUCCUUCGUGAAGUCACCUUUCUCCAGGAAUCGUGGAUCAUAUUUUAUGGAGCUGCAGAGUCCGUUUGUUCGCUCAUUUAAACUUCCACAUCUAGUUAACAAUAAUUCUUUGUCAUAUAAAGAUGGCGGACCAAACACAAGAGUUUGUAACCUCUAUUUACAGUCAGAUACAUACCUUUGGGAUCAUGUUAUACAUAAGCGACAUAUUCAAGGCAACAGGGAGCUUGCUGUCAAAGAAAUCACUUCCAUUUUUACACAACACGUUCAGGCCGCCCAGUUGAUCUAUCAAGAUGCGAUUUUCCGUGAUCACUCAGGCCGUUUAGAAUUCCGAGGUGUCAGUUUUCGCGUUGAUCGUGUCCUUAUCAAUGUAACGGAACAUGACUGUCGUAAUCGUCUGUGGAAACCUAAGUAUUUGCAGGAUCAGGAUAACUCAUAUAUCUCACCUAAUGCCCUACCCCGUGAAACAAUUUCUGAUCAUCUGUUCCUCCAUCAGCCAAGUAAUACGGAUCACUCGGGUUUUAGUGGAGCAUAUACUGAUGAGAAUCCUUUUUGUGCACCCAAUAUUGAUGUCACUAAUUAUCUUAAUCUACAUUCAUACAACAAAUAUGAUGACUUCUGCUUGGCUUAUAUUUUCACAUACAGAGACUUUUCAGGUGGGACUAUUGGUUUGGCAUGGGUUGCUGAAGUGGGUGGUGCGGGUGGUGUCUGUGAAAAACAUAGGAAAAUUCUGGAAGGCGAUCAAAAUGUUUACAAAAGUCUGAAUACUGGAAUUGUAACUCUAUUGAAUUAUGGAUCAAAGGUAGCCACAAAGGUAUCGCAGCUAACAUUUGCUCAUGAAUUAGGACAUAAUUUUGGUGCUAAACAUGAUAAUUUUCAUGAAAAUGAAUCAUAUGGAUGCUUGCCGUCUAUUGAUGAUGUCCGGGGUAAUUAUAUUAUGUUUGCUAGUGCGAUAAGUGGUGAUAAAGAAAACAACAACAAAUUUUCCAAUUGUUCACUUGAUUCUAUUGCCAAACUGUUAGACCGUGUUUUACGGGGUGAAAACAAUUGUUUUCUAACUUCAGAUGGCCCAUUUUGUGGUAAUCAGUUAACUGAAGAAGGUGAAGAAUGUGAUUGUGGUUUCACCAGAGCUAAUUGCCAUGAUAAAUGCUGUCAUCCAAGAGAUUCAGCUAGUCCAUGCAAGCUGGUCAACAGUGUUUUCAUAGAUCAUGCCCAACGUACUGUUCAAUGCUCACCUACAGCCGGCGUUUGUUGCACCGAAAAUUGUCAAUAUCGCCCAGAAACUCAUAUGUGUCGCCCAGCUGGGGAAUGCCAUCGAUCAUCGAAUUGCAGUGGAAGAAUGUCUAAGUGUCCACCUGUUGACAUUUUACCAGAUGGUACUCUUUGUCAGGAUGGUACACGUGUUUGUAAACAGGGUCAGUGUAUUGGUUCAAUAUGUGAGCGUAUUCCUGGUUGGCAUGAAUGUUCUUUUACUCGAGAUAAAAAAGUCGUACCUGAAUUAAUGUGUUUCGUCGGAUGUAAGCAGAAUAUUUCCGGUGCACCAUGUAUCAAUUCUUUUCAGUUAGAAACAGAGCUAGAUUUAAGAGCGAAAUAUCCUCAGUUGGCUGUUGAAAUUUUACGUAAUGGGCGCGGCAUUAAAUUACCUCCUGGAGCUCCCUGUGAUAACUAUCGGGGUUAUUGUGAUGUUUCCAUGCGUUGUCUCUUAGUUGAUGCAGAGGGACCACUUUCUCGAUUAAGAAACUUGGUAUUCAGUCCACAAAUGUUGCAGAAAGUUAAGACAUGGAUAACGAUUCAUUGGUGGGCAGUUAUACUUAUAGCCUUAGCCGUUAUUAUAGGUGCAGUUACUUUCGUUAAAAUCUGUGCCUUUAAUACUCCACCUGUUCGUCUAAAUAAUGUGAAUCGUACUAUGCCAAACCUGACUCCCUUUUUAACCUCCAGUCAUAUCCCCUCUGGUUCUGUCGAUCAACCUGUUGUUUGGACUGUUACAAGUCAUCCUGUAAAAUGGACUGGUUCGUCUAAUCCACUACGUACUAGUCGUCUCGCACGCUCUUCACAGAGACAGUCUCGUAAAUCUAAAGAUAUUAAAGGAGUUAUUCGCUACCCAAUAACUUCUGAGAACAUUUUUAUUACACCCAGUGCACCUAUAGAUCCCCUGGACUUUCCUCCAUUCAAUGCACGUCAAACACCGUUACCUGUGUUACAUCCGAAUCCAUUGUCUCUUGUCGAGCUGCCUGUGCAACCUAUUCCAUGUAACAGUAGAAAUCCUAAUAAUUUUGAACCAGCUGGUGCCAACUCAAACGACUCAAAUACUGAAUUUCUGCAACAGAAUAAUUCUUAUCAAAAACCAAACAAUGUGCUCAUCCCUUCAACUGUAAAACAAUCAAAUGAUGUUAGAAAACCGAAAAUUCAAUCCAAAUUACUUUAUGACAAACGUAAGAAGAAGACACGACCAGUUCCUGAAUGUGCAGUUAACAGUAAUGUUUUUUUCCCUGAAAUUUCAAUCCCGAUGGAUCGUCCUAAUGAAGAAAAUGAAAUAGCACAUCCUGAACCUGAAAACAGGGUUUCUGGAUCUCAGUAUCUUCGUAAUGAUUCUAACGGUAUUUCACCACCAUCUUACGAUGAUUUGGUACAAUCUAAAUAAGUAGAGCUAUUUGUUUCAUUAAUUUGUUCAAUUGCGAUCGACAAUGAAAAUUUCUUUUAAUCGAUCGUAAGAUGGAAGCGACAACGACGAAAAGAAAACUAGAUCUUAUAAUUCCAUAUUUUUCUUUAUUAAGACAAUGACUGCAUUUUACCAGACAUUGCCUACUAUUUUAAUUAUUUAUUUAAUUACUGUGUCUUCCAUCCAUCAUUGUUCUUUCGAAAUUCAUUCAUCAUAUGUUUUCCGUUGUCACCAUAUUAAAAAAUUCUUUUCAAAAUUUUUUCUUUUCUCUUUUUAACUGAUUCUUUCAGUGUAUAAAAUUCACACUAACACUACAACACUCACUAUAAUUAUACAAACAUUUCAUGAGAUGGAAUAAAAUCAUUUAAGAAUUAUUUAAGACCAAGUUUCUUUGUUUUGUUUCAAUGUUUUAUCAACUGAACUAUCAUUUCAUCUAUUCAUAUAAUAUAUCUAACUUUUUCCAAUCUUUGUCACUUACUUCCCUCUUUCUUUGUUAAGUUGUUAAAUGGAUUGUUUUUUAUUUUCUCAAAUUGUUUUGUUGUUUAGUCUAGUUUCAAAAUGCUGAAUGACGAAAAAGAUUUCAUUUGGUUUUUCCUCUCAGUUUUGCUUUUCGUUUUGUAUAUUUAUACUUUUUGUUUUAAAUUGGUUGGUUGGUUUCUUUUAGUUAUAUACACUGUGCACUGAUGAUGUAAUGUAGAUCUUUUUCUUUAUCUUGAUUAAUCAUUGUAAAAUAAUAAUCAUUCGUGAUUCUUAUCAUGUAAUGUAAUAAGUAAUAAUCUAAUGUUCGAUCCCAUUUGUGUUUUAAUACAGUUGAGUUUAAAUUCACCUAGUAUUGUUUGUUUGAAUCUUCCCAUCGAUGUGUUAGGACUGCAACCGGUCAGUCUCUAAUUAGCAUAUGUACUGGGUUCGAGUCCCAGAGUGAACAUCAACUCUGAGAUGCAGGUACAUCCAGCUGACGACUCCCAAAUGGGACGAAACGCGCGUCCUGGAUAGUUGAGUUUAGUUAAUGUAUUUAUAAUGAAUAUAAGAACGAAACAAAUAAAAUAAAAGUGAUGAUCGUUGUCUGUAUUAUAAACUGUAUAGUAAUCGUUGGAAUCAUAAGAUUGAUCUUAACUCGGCUUUUGUGUUGUCUAAAUGUGUAAAAGGGUGUAUACUGAGGUUUAUUGAAGCCUUAGCCAUAAGAAAAUUCAAAUCCCGUUUGUGUAUUCAAAAACAGUUUGUUCUCUCCUUAAACCUACCCUGGUAAUAUAUGCUUAUUAUCUAGAGUGAUUAAAUGUCAAAUUGUUUUCCCAUUGUGUUUAUUAUUAUUAUCCAUUAUUGUCCAUUCUUACCCCAUUUCCAGUCUAGUUGACCUUUUAUUUAUUAUAUAUAAAUGUUCCUAACAAGUAUAUGUGUGAUCAGACCGUUCGAAAUGUAUUGCGCUAAUAUAUCACAUAGUUCUGA
Molecule: messenger RNA, 4948 nt
Organism: Schistosoma rodhaini
Lineage: Eukaryota; Metazoa; Platyhelminthes; Trematoda; Strigeidida; Schistosomatidae
Source: the annotation of a GenBank genome assembly